Molecule: messenger RNA, 1827 nt
Organism: Effrenium voratum
Lineage: Eukaryota; Dinophyceae; Suessiales; Symbiodiniaceae
Source: the annotation of a GenBank genome assembly
AUGGCACUCGCUGCUCCGUUGACCUUUCAGGCCCGCGCAAUUCCCACGACGCGAACCCCAAGGCCUUCCAGGCCUUCAGCUCCGGCGACUUUGCGGCUCCGCGCUCCCGCGUCCGUGGCGUCUGUGGCUCUUGGCGCCACCAUCCGCGCUGCACAAGGUGAAAGUGAUGAAUCACCGGGUACCAGGAGCAAAUCACAGGGCCGCAGCGCCUUCGCGUUGAUCCUGGCGCGAGCAGCAGCUUGCGGUGUGGCUGCUGCCGGUCUGUUUUGCCCAUUAGCCACAAGCCUUCGAAGCCUCUUGGCCACACCUGCCCAAGAGGUGCUGAAGGAUGACAUGACGCAGUUCUCGCAGAAUGCCUUUGCCGUCGUGCUGCUCCUCCUGGGCCUCUUGCUCGGGGAGACACUCAGCAUGUUGCUGCAACGACAAGACCGCCUAUACCACGCGAUCUACUGCGAAGUGUCCGAGGCUCGGUCUCUGAUUGAGCAGCUGGUGCUACUUAGCGGCUGCCGCGAGGGGCUGAACCAAUCUUGGUCCCCGAGCAGCAAGACGCUCCUGGAGACCGUAGAGGCCUACCUGGUGGAGGACUUGCAGAAUCUGGGCAAGUCUGGCCUCCUUCCAGACCGAGGCGGAGCCGUGGACCCUUUGGAGUCCAUGCUCUUCGUGACCUCCGUGGGCCUGCCGUCCUGCAUUUGCGACUCCGUUCGCUCAAUCCGACAGGCACGAGCAGAGCGGCUAGCAGCCGCUCAGCGGAGGUUCCCCUUGGGGCACCAGGUGAUCCUGAGUGCAAUGGCUGCCUGCGCCAUGGCAGUGUUUAUCCUUCUGGCUGCUGGACUCGCUGGCUUUGAGGCGGAUUCGGCCACAAAGCCUGGUCAUCUGCUGACAGUGCUGGCCCCGCUCUUCGGCUUGUUGAUGAGCGCGCAGGUACUGACGGCCUCGGUGCUGACAGAGUUGUCCAACUGCGGAGGUAGUGAUCUCUUCCGAGCCCAAGAUGUGGUCCAGCAGAGCCUUUCGGGUGCCAGCCUUGUACAGAGCCUCAUCCAGAGUGAUGUUGCCGCCUUCUCGCCUCCGCCGAGGAGCGCCGCGACACCCAGCGUGUGCUCGCGGGUGAGCUCGCCGAAGGAGGACUUGCACAAGAAGCCCGCGGCCGGCAUGCGCUCUAUGUCCAGCCCUGCUGGUCGUGCCAGCGGUGCCAGCGGUGCCAGCGGUGCCAGUGAGGUCAGCGAGCCGAUAUGGCAUGUGCGGUCCCACAAGGACUAUGUGGCGCCGCGGCAGUCUGUUUAUGGCAUGCAGUACAUGAAGGGGACGGGCGUGCCAUGCGGCAAAAACUGGGGAGCCUUUUGUCGCAGGCGCGCUGAGACGGAAGGCCGGGGUCGCAUGUACAAUGCACGGAACAGCCGCCUGCCUGGCCCUCCUGCCAGUCAAAAGGCCCUUGUGGGUCCCCUGGACUGUGCGCCCCGGUUGGACCUGAAGCCGCCGCCGGCCCCCGGCUCCAAGACCUCGUGCCUGGCGGAGCUGGGCCAAAAUGACGCCCCCACCGGCAAGGAGAACCACGGACGUGGGCGGUCAGAUAUGUGCAGUCAUUUGAGAACGACUUGGCGGCCUCGCCCGACCAAUGUCCUAGAGGAGAAGCCACAGGACUCCUUUGCUCGGCGCGCCACCACACGCGGCUGGACCAAGAUCUCGCCGCCAAAGCAGGAGAAGGCGCCCAAGCCGGAUCUUCGCACGAUCCACCGCAGCUCCCUAGAUCCUGACCGGAAGCCCGCAGUGAAGCGCGGAGACCGGCGCCGGGCGGAAUCAGAGGCUUCAGGGCUUGCCGCGGCGGCCUGA